Molecule: messenger RNA, 1426 nt
Organism: Vicia villosa (hairy vetch)
Lineage: Eukaryota; Viridiplantae; Streptophyta; Magnoliopsida; Fabales; Fabaceae
Product: transcription factor MYB1-like
Exons: 2
Coding region: 117-1187 (356 amino acids)
Biological process (GO): regulation of DNA-templated transcription
Cellular component (GO): nucleus
Molecular function (GO): RNA polymerase II cis-regulatory region sequence-specific DNA binding; DNA-binding transcription factor activity, RNA polymerase II-specific
Source: RefSeq, a predicted model, not a curated record
GGAACCCGUUUCUUCAACCGCCGAAGCAUUUGCGCGAAUAUUUCUAUUUAUUUAUUUCCUGUCUCUCUCAAACUAACCCUUUCACUUUUUUCUCUCACUUUUCAAACAUAACCGUCAUGGAACCGGAGCCACCUACCGUUACGGCGGUGCACGACGGAAGCGGCGACGACGGCGUAGUUGCAUUAGGAGAAGGUUCUGUCAGCAACGAGAACAGCAACAGGGAUAGAGUGAAGGGACCUUGGUCUCCUGAAGAAGAUGCCAUUCUCAGUGGUCUGGUGAGUAAGUUUGGUGCUAGGAAUUGGAGUUUGAUUGCUCGUGGGAUCUCUGGGAGAUCCGGGAAGUCGUGCCGACUGAGGUGGUGUAAUCAGCUUGAUCCUGCUGUUAAGCGGAAGCCGUUUACUGAUGAGGAAGACCGGAUCAUAGUUGCUGCUCAUGCGGUCCAUGGAAACAAAUGGGCAGCCAUUGCCAGGAUUCUACCAGGAAGAACAGACAACGCCAUUAAGAACCACUGGAAUUCUACUUUGAGGCGCCGAGGAGUUGAACAUGAUAAGUUCAAGUUAGAAUCAGGUAACAUGGGGGAAGAUAUUAGCAUGGAGAAAGCCAGAGCAUCAUCAGAAGAAACGCUAUCAUGUGGAGAUCUUAAUUCAUUGAAAUCUUCUGAAGGAAGAGAUUUUAGUUCUAAGGAGAUUGUGGAUGAUAGAUAUGAAGACAAAGCCAGGACUGAUCCGCAAUUACACCAUGAAGCCAGGGAUCUGCCAAUUGUUGAAGUCAGGGAUCCGCCGACCCUUUUUAAGCCUGUAGCUCGUGUAAGUGCUUUUAACGUAUAUCAUGCUUUUAAUGGUUCACAGCCGUCAACAUCAGUUCCAAGACCUGUUCCAAUGCAAGGACCUAUUUUACAUUCACCACAAUCAGAUAUGGAAAUUUGUAAAAUGCUCAACGGAACUUAUGGCGACAGGUCAAUACCUCAGCAAUGUGGUCAUGGAUGCUGUUCUUCUCUAAAUGGUAACACCUCAAAAAGCUCUUUGUUAGGCCCGGAAUUCGUUGAAUAUUCGGAGCCUCAAUCUUUCCCAAGUUUUGAGCUGGCUGCAAUAGCUACAGAUAUUAGUAAUCUUGCUUGGCUUAAAAGUGGAUUGGAGAAUAAUAGUGUCAAAAUGAUGGGUGAAACUGCUGGCAGGGUUAAUAUCUAAUGGAUCAUGAUUACAUAUUGGCCAUGGUAAUGCCAAAAAAGGACCAAUCUUAAUGGGACUGGAUUGGAUGGAUGUGCAUAAAGGCUAUAGUGAUGUGAACCUUAGUAGCAAACAAAGUCUUAGGGGUUGGAGUUAUGUGAAUCAUUGUAAUGAUGUAUAUGAAUUCGGCCAUUGACUGAGUAGUGAUUAGAACUAUUAUAAUUACUCUCUUUUCAUAAUUAUAUGAUCAAUUUCAAACA